UAUCCUCUCUGUUCUGCACGUCAAGCCAAGAUGCCUCCAAGAGCAGCCCCGAAAGUCUACCAAAUUUUGGUUAAAACGCAUCAGGUCACGGUCUUCCUCACAGUUUCACAAUCUGCAACGAUCGUGUUGCUUAAGGAUGAGGCGCUUUCAGCACUCACAUCUCGCGUCGCAACUGAGGAUGAGAGCUUCCCUCAUGUAUACAACACAGACGACUUUGAGCUGGCGCGCUCAGUGAAAGAGAAGGAAAAGAGCAGGUCAGGGGUGACUUAUGAGGUCCUUGAGGCAGACAAGACUAUCAGAGGACUGCUAGUGAACUGGGAGGUGCUAUAUUUUCAGUUUAGAGACCAAGACGGCAAUUUGAUGCCAGUUGAAGUCUCCCAGCCUUCUCUCGUUGAUGACGAGGAGGAAGAGGUUCCAGCGAGCAAAGGCAAACGCAAGGCGCCAUCAGAAUAGGUAUCCAACGUCGUACUGAAGUUCUGAAUAUUAAAUUGCAAGGAUAUACUACGAAGAGCAUGCAGAGGUGUGGUCAGGUCAUGAAUAUACUGCAGACAGUAUUAUGACCGCCAUGGGCGCGGAGUGUAUGGGAGCAGCGCAGCAGCCACCCGCCGGCCCUCUUCCGCGAGUAAAUUAUACGUCGAGCAUGCGUUUCUCUGGAAGUACGAGCAGAUUAGCGCUACACUCGCAAUAGAUAUGUAGUAAACCCCACCGUAUCCAUAAUGUCAAGCUGUAUUCCCAAUUCCUUCAAAUAACCCCUUAUACUUGGCGGUGGAAGUUCCAUGCGUCUCCCAGUACCAAAGACCAAGAUUUCU
Molecule: messenger RNA, 809 nt
Organism: Suillus paluster
Lineage: Eukaryota; Fungi; Basidiomycota; Agaricomycetes; Boletales; Suillaceae
Exons: 3
Coding region: 31-453 (140 amino acids)
Source: RefSeq, a predicted model, not a curated record